This is a messenger RNA of Cuscuta epithymum, 1769 nucleotides long. The record is from the annotation of a GenBank genome assembly. NCBI's taxonomy places the organism in Eukaryota, Viridiplantae, Streptophyta, Magnoliopsida, Solanales, Convolvulaceae.
AGCCAGCGUCGAUGGAACGAGAGGAACGAAGCCUGCUUCAAAGACAAUAGGGCAGUCACCAAUCCGCAGGCCGCAGCAGUCGACCAAGGCGACCUCCGACCUCCGUGACCUCCGUCUAGGCCUCUGGAGACGCCACCGCAGCACGCCAGUAGUCCAGGCGGUCCAGCACUGCUCCUCCGCCGGCUCAGCAGUCCGCACGUGUUGGUAAUUUUACCAAAAACAAUCAGCAAAGUUUAAAUACUCGUCCAAUCAGUUAUUUUACCAAAAAAAAAUCGGCAAAGUUUAAAUACUCUGCAGAAUAAGAUAUGAAGUUCCCCCAGACAAUGAAUAUGAAAGGCACGUAAGGUCUGAGGUAAUUUCUGCAAAGGACAUUGGGGUGACUUCUGAAGAUAUCGGUUCACUGGAUGAGACUAAAGAAUCACUUCAAGGACUGGUCUUAUGGCGCUUAAGAGUUAAGAGUUAAGCUGCACUUGUGAGCUGCCCAAGGUUUUGUGUCGUGACCUGUGAUGGCACAUCCACAUUCUUAUUGCUUUCGACCCAUUAAAAGUGCAGCCCAUUGCAAUCUCUUAUACCCCAGCUCGAGGCAGAUACCCAGGCGCCGCAUUGUACUUUCAAGCAUCAACAAGUUAAAUCAAGACCCGAAUCUGCAAACGAAGGUUGGUUCCUUACUAGAUAGCAUCAAAUGGGACGAUAAAGGUUUAGCGGUGGCAAUAGCUCAAAAUGUUGACACUGGUGCUGUUCUAAUGCAAGGGUUUGCCAACCGGGAUGCUCUUUUACAAACCCUUUCAUCUCGAAAGGCAACAUUCUGGAGUCGUUCACGGUCCACCUUAUGGACUAAGGGGGAGACCUCUAUGAAUUUCAUAAAUAUUUGUGAUGUUUUUCUUGAUUGUGAUCGUGAUUCUAUUAUAUAUCUCGGGAAGCCUGAUGGACCAACUUGCCACACGGGUUCAGAAACAUGUUAUUACACAUCUGUGUGUGAUGUCUAUAAAAAUGAACAGAUGGAAGGAAAUAAGCUGGCUCUCACAUCCUUAUACUCAUUAGAAUCAACAAUCUACCAAAGGAAAGAUGAACUACCAAGAUCUUCAAAUGAAAAACCUUCAUGGACAAAACGACUAUUGCUUGAUGAUAAAUUGCUUUGCUCAAAAAUCCGGGAGGAGGCAGAUGAGCUAUGCCGCACUUUGGAGGAAAAUGAGGAGAAAGGACGAACUGCAUCAGAGGCAGCAGAUUUGGUUUAUCAUGCCAUGGUUCUACUAGCCAAUAGAGGUGUGAAAAUGGAGGAAGUUCUUCAAGUACUUAGGCUAAGGUUCUCACAGUCAGGAAUUGAAGAAAAGAUCAGUCGACAAUCUAAGGGGACUUGACCCGACUACUACUCACUCUCACUUUCACUAGUUUUGGGAGAAAUAGAUGGAUUGGUAGGGGGACACAGCCAUUACCUUUAUAUUUGUUAUUAUUAAAUGACGUGGAAAUAAUUAAGAGCAUAUAUCAUCAGUCAUGUUUUUACGGUUGUAUCAGAUUCCUCACUUCAUGGAGGAAUCUUCCUCACUUAGAUUGUGUUAGAUACUUAGAUACCUCCAUGGUAAAAUUGUGUCAGAUUGUGUCAGAUUCCUCACUUCAUGGAGGAAUCUUCCUCACUUUGAGGAUAAAUAUUUUUCACUUUAGAAAUUUAUGCUUGCUAAAAAAUUGUACUCCAUGGUAGCUUUCCAGUUUCUAACUUAUUUUGGGGACUUGGGAGUGCUAUUAUGCUGGGCUUCAUGCUUCAUUGCUUCAUG